Cucurbita maxima (winter squash) is the source of this 897-nucleotide messenger RNA. RefSeq names its product putative 4-hydroxy-4-methyl-2-oxoglutarate aldolase 2. NCBI's taxonomy places the organism in Eukaryota, Viridiplantae, Streptophyta, Magnoliopsida, Cucurbitales, Cucurbitaceae. The record is from RefSeq and is a predicted model, not a curated record. The transcript is spliced from 2 exons. The coding region runs from base 196 to 696 and encodes 166 amino acids. Gene Ontology annotation, biological process: regulation of RNA metabolic process. Gene Ontology annotation, molecular function: ribonuclease inhibitor activity.
GGAGAAGGUGAGUGCCAUAAUUGGGUUUCACAUAACAAACUGAUUCCUCAGAAUUUCUUCCCUUUUCACUCAAUCGUCUUCCAUCUUUUCCUCUGCUUUUCUCACUUGUUCUUCAAUCCCCCCCAUCUCCUUCUUCCUUCCUCUACACCUUCAACACUCCCUUUCCGCCCCAUCUUCCUAAGGUGCUGGGAGCAAAUGGCCUUGGUUACCACUGCAGAAGUUUGUGAUGCUAAUCCACAGCUCAUUGUGAGUGGUGAACUCCGAGCCCUGGAGCCAAUCUUCCAGAUAUAUGGGCGACGCCAAGUGUUUUCAGGACCAGUAGUGACACUAAAGGUGUUUGAAGACAAUGUGUUGGUCCGUGAGUUCCUGGAGGAGAAGGGUAAGGGCAGAGUUCUUGUGGUGGACGGGGGCGGUAGCAAGAGGUGUGCAAUAUUGGGUGGCAAUCCUGUUGUCCAAGCUCAGAACAACGGAUGGGCUGGCAUAGUUGUGAAUGGUUGUGUCCGAGACGUGGAUGAAAUCAAUGGGUGUGAUAUUGGGGUCAGGGCUCUGGCUUCACAUCCAAUGAAAGCCAACAAGAAGCGGGUUGGAGAGAAGCACGUCCCUAUAACUGUGGGCGGGACAAGGAUCAUGGAUGGGGAGUGGCUGUAUGCUGAUACCGAUGGGAUUCUGGUUUCACGGACUGAGUUGUCUGUUUAGAGAAGUGUUCUUCAAAGAUUUUGAUGGCAGGAUGAUAUUGUUUAGACAAGAGCAUGAGCAAGAGCUUGUCAGUAAUGGUGUUGAUGUCUUUUAUAUUUAUCAUUAAGAUUAUGUUAUGUGGUUUGAAUGAUGAACUGCUGCGUUAUGUGGCCUUUAUUGUUGUAUGCAACAGGUUAAUGAAAAACUUGAUCAUUUUGAAUC